This is a messenger RNA of Dermatophagoides farinae (American house dust mite), 2430 nucleotides long. Its product is annotated as ABC transporter G family member 20. Gene Ontology annotation, molecular function: ATP binding; ABC-type transporter activity; ATP hydrolysis activity. The record is from RefSeq and is a predicted model, not a curated record. Gene Ontology annotation, cellular component: membrane. NCBI's taxonomy places the organism in Eukaryota, Metazoa, Arthropoda, Arachnida, Sarcoptiformes, Pyroglyphidae.
UUAUCAUUGUCGUUUGAUUGUUUGUCACCGUUAUUAUUAUCAUCAUUGAACUUGAAAUUAAUUAAUAACCAUCAAAUUGUUGAUUCAAGAUUAUUUCCAUGAAUAGCAUUGAGAAUAUAAAAACCUGAAUUAUAUAAAUUAUUAAUAGCAUCAUCACCGAUCAUCAAUAACAAUCAUGGAUAAACGUGAUAUUGCUAUUGAAGUGAAAAAUGUUUCAUUUAAAUAUCAUACGGCAAACGUAUUACAAGAUAUUCAUAUGACCGUACCGAAACGUUGUAUAUAUGCACUAUUAGGACCAAGUGGUUCAGGUAAAACAACAUUAUUACGUUUAAUGCUUGGUCGUAUAAAAAAUGAACAUGGUACAAUCGAAAUUUUUGGUAAUAAUAAACCUGGCCAUUAUAAUCGUGUUAUUGGUUAUAUGCCACAAUCACAGGCAUUAUCACCAGAAUUGACCAUUGGUGAAACAUUUGAUUAUUUUGCCAGCCUUUAUCAGCUUAGUGAAACAAAAUAUUCACAAAUAAGCGAUAAUCUAAAAAGAAUUUUUUGCCUUCCCGAUGAUGAACAAGUUGUAUCAACAUUGUCCGGUGGCCAACAAAAAGCCCUAUCAUUGGCAUUGGUUUUUCUUCAUUCACCAAAAUUAGUAUUUCUUGAUGAACCAACUGUUGGUACUGAUCCAGUAUUGGGUGAUCAAAUAUGGACAUUUCUUCGUAAAAAUUCUGAUAAUGGUUUAACUGUAAUCAUUGUUACACAUUAUAUUCAAGAAGCAAGUCUUGCCGAUCGUAUUGGUAUGAUGCGUGGUGGACGAAUGAUUGAAGAAGGAAUGCCUAAAACAUUAUAUAAUAAAUAUCAGGAAACAAAUCUGGAAACCAUAUUCAUACAUAUCUGUACACAGAAACCAACGGAAAAUGAAAUCAAAGAUAAAGUGGAAAAUACACAAAGAAAAUUAUCAUCAUUUUUACCAUAUAAACGAAAUAGUAUUGCUAAUAAUACCAAUACAAAUAACCAUCUUCUAGUCGUACCGAAUUAUAUUCGCCGUAAAUCAUCAACAAUCGAUGAGAAUCAAUUGAAUGUUAAAUUGAAUACAAAAUCCUUAUUAUGGUUAUUGUUUAUUCUAGUACGACGUAAUAUUUAUCAAUUUUUUCAAUCAAAAUUCAUCAGCGUUAUGGUAUUCUCACCAACAUUCUGUACAUUAUUGAUGUGUAUCAUAUUCAAAGUGGAUAUGAUUCGAUUAAAUACAGCCGUUUUUAAUCAAGAUGUUGGCCGUCAUUAUAGCCAAGAAUUUCAGAAUCAUGUUAAGAAUUUUAGCCUUUAUCAUAUUAAUUACAUUCAAUUUGAUUCACUUGAUGAGGCUGUCGAUCAAGUACGGAAAGGUCAUGCAACGGCAGCCAUUUGGUUUCAAUCGAAUUUUUCAUCCGCUUUGAUUAAACGUGCGCUGGCCGCAGUUAAUGCUGAUUCUUAUAACCAUAAUGAUGAUGCUGAUGAUGAUUCAGCUGAAUAUGAUAACGAAAAUGAUGAAGAAGAUCCAAUGACUAUCAGUAAUCGAACAUUGAUGGCUAGUACAAUCAAAUUAUUUGCCGAUAAUGCAAAUGCCAUUAUUGCUAGACCAUUAUUGGAUUUAUUCACUUUUGGUACCUGGGAAUUGUAUAAUCAGGUAUUUCGUGAUGAAGGCCAAGUAGCUAUAGCAUCACCUGUGGUUGUAAAAGAAGUUGUCUAUGCUGAUAAUAUAAUACAUGCCGAUUUCUUAUUACCUGGUUACAUGAUUGGUUUCUUAUAUCUAGCAUUAGUUACAAUCACAUCACAAUUAUUGAUCAUGGAACGUAAUGAUGGAUUCUUCGAUCGUGCUAUUGUUGCCGGAGCCAAACAUUCACUUAUGUUUUUUUCACAUUUCAUAGCCAAUCUAUUGUUUGCUUUUUUUCAGAUUCUUCUUAUGUUUUUAAUUGGUUUCGCUUGGUAUAAGAUGAAUAAUUUUGGUUCCUAUUUGCUUAUGUUUUUUCUUGUUUUAUUACAAUCGGCAAGUGCCAUCAUGACUGGACUACUAAUAUCGGCUACAUGUGAAGUAAAUUUCUCGGCAUUUUUCAUCGCCUUAUCGGUUACAUUGAGUCAAUUAUUCACAAGUGGUGCAUUUUUCCCAAUAGUAUCAUUUGAUCCGGUUAUAAAAUUUUUUCUCAGUAUAACACCUAUUGCAAUGCCCGUAGAAUCAUUACGUAAUGUAAUGUUACGUGGUUGGAAUCUGGAUCGUUUUCAUGUAUUACAUGGAUUAUUGGCCAAUGUUGGCACUACAAUUGUAUUUGGUUUAGUGGCAUUAUAUUUUUUCAAACGUAAAUCAUAAAUUUCAUCAUUUUCACACAUAUAUAAGAGAAACAUUAAUCCAAAAUCAUUUUCAAAAAUCAAUCGAUCAAACGAAUAAUAAUAAUAUUUAUUCAUCAUAUA